This is a messenger RNA of Mycosarcoma maydis (corn smut), 3105 nucleotides long. RefSeq lists its product as uncharacterized. Lineage: Eukaryota; Fungi; Basidiomycota; Ustilaginomycetes; Ustilaginales. The record is from RefSeq and is a predicted model, not a curated record. Bases 1 to 3105 code for a protein of 1034 amino acids. The transcript has a single exon.
AUGGUCGUCCAACGUACACCACCUCAGGUACGCAGAUCACCGCGCAAGGGCAGCGUCGUGCCAUCCGAGGCUCCGGUGACAUCCCAACCACAAGAGACUAGCAGAAUCGUCUCUUCCACACCGUCGACCUCAUCGCGGAUUGAGCCAUCAACACCUGUACCACAUACGGCCGCUUCCGAUUUCCCCAGUCUUGAUCAGAUGGCCGCCGUCUCCAAGGAGCAGCGUUCUGUCACGCGCCCAAGCGCCAACCGUGCUGCUUUUGCCGCCUCCUUCCCCGCUACCAGCCUUGCCCAAGUGCCAAGCUCGCUUCCGCGGCCCACAGCUCCGGUACGCACCAUCCGUAUGGAUGAAUCCAGCGACGAUAAUCAGCGCGCGCGUGCAGCGCGUAGCUCGCUCACCAACGGCGCCCUCCAAAGGGUCCGUCAAGAGGCGGGCGACGAGACGCCCCUCGGCGUGUCUCAGGCUAGAGCAUCGCGUCAGGCACUAGCUGCUACGGCUUCGGCAUCAGCAUCAUCCUCCAAAGCAAACAGAUCGCUACUUGCGGAUAACAGUGGAGACAGCACUGCCCAGCUUGUUCCGGGACGUCGCGAUGCCGCACUCAACCCCCUUCUCGCUAACAUCGACGUCGAGAACCCGCAAAUGCCCAGUCUCGUACAUUCUACUGUGCUGCCCAGAUCGACAGCUCUACAGUCUACGCAGUCAAAUGCACAAAGUGUUGCACCGUCAACGAUUGAUGCCGCCGACGCUGCUGCUGCUGCUGCUGCUGCUACUGCCCCCUCCGAUAGCUCAAUCGCGUCGCAAGCUUCCAUCUUUGGUACCGCCAAUCGUCGCAACGGGCGCGAUCAACCCGUCGGUGCAGCUAGUGCAGGCACCGCGUAUGACUUUAGCAAGUAUCUCGACGGCGAGCUUGAUCCUUUCAACCGUGCUUCGCGUGCUGAUCCGCGCCGCGAAUCGCGUCCAUUGCCAGCUCUGCGGCAUAACAAUGUGAACGAGGAUGCUGUUGCUGCUGCUGCUGACACAUCCGGGGAUACCACUGCGCGCGGAGGUCUAGCUGCAUCUGCCAAAGAUGUCCUGGCCAAAACACCCAUCGAAUCGACUCCACUACCCAACCGAGUGAAAACAGUAGCGGCAGCAGCGGCCACAACACCACGUAUGAGUCCCCAUGUCGGCCCAAGCGUCUCAAGCCGCAAACUCGCGCAUCUUUCCUCGCUCGCCAACGGGCACAUUGCACUUGCUUCCAGCAACUCUGUCCAGUCUGCCGCUGUCGAUGAUACUUCCACGGUCUCGCUUGCCGCCGCGUACAACCGCUUCGACCCUUCCGCACGCACAGAUCGCAUUCAAACCAUGGAGCUUGGCGAGCUGCGCAAGAAGGCCACGGCGCUCUCACUCGAUCUGGCUGCUGCGCAAGACGCUCUUGCCUCGGCAAAGGAGGAAACAGAAGGCUGGGCAUCCGAAUGCACCGGGCUACAGGAGCAGAUUGCCACACUUAAAGCCACACACGGUGCUGCUAGCGAACGCGAAGCCCGUGCACGCAACGAGCUGCAGGUGCGCCUCAACCAGUACAAGAUCGAAGCCGACGACCGUGCAUGGAAGCUACUCGCGCAGCGCCGACAAGCGUGGCUGAUCGACGUCGCGUUGCAGCAUGCCAAGAACGAGGCCACGUAUCAUGAAGGCAGAUAUCACGCCACAGAGGCAGAGCUCGAAGGUCAGAAGGAUGAACUCCGCAUCCGUCUCAUGCUCGAGAAGAAACGCGCUGAUCUGCUGGCUUUGCACGUCAAGGCGGCACUUCGUGACGGAGCACGUCUCAAGAAACGGCUCGGCGUCAAGUCUGCUGCGUUGCACGACUUGCAAUCCGAAAACCAGAGGUUGGAGGAUGAGCUGGAAGACGCGCGCCAUUCACAACGCUCAACGGGGCAUACUAGUGACAAGAGUGAGAUGAAAGCUCUCAAAAAGCAGCUUGAAGAGGCACAAGCCGAGAUAGAGACUCUCAACGAACGAGAUGCCAUGAUGGCUGAAACGCGUAAGAAGUGGAAAGCGGAGCGAAGGCAGCUGAUGGCUCAGGUAGAAGAGCUUUCUUCUGCAGCAGCUGCUCCCAUCGCCAAGGCCGCAGAAGCACCGAAACCAUUCAAGUCGACCAAAUCGCUUGUCUCGAGCGCCGCCACCGCCACCGCCGCCGCUGCUGCUGCUCACAUGCUGCCACCUUCCUCGCCGGUCUAUGCCAGGAAGAAGAAGCCCAUGCAGGGCGCAUCCGAGCUCGAACCGCCCUCCGAAGCCGAGGAAGUCUAUCAACGGUUUACUGCUGCGACCACGACUACGACUGCUCACAAAGCAAGCAGCGCGAGCGCUAGCAAGACGAGUGAUCCUCUUGUGCCAUUCGCCCGGAUUUCGGGCAAGACUGCUUCCGCAGCAACUAAGAAUGCAGUCAAGCCGACAACGAAACCCGCCGCUGCGACAUCCAAGACAAAGUCGAGCAAGAACUGGCGUGACGAUGUGGCCAUCACUGACUCGUCUGAAGAGUCGGACCUGGAUGCUGACGAUGGCGCGAAGCGAAAGGGCAGAGCAAGCAAGCCAAAAUCGAGCAGUACGGCAGCGACCAAGCGAGGCAGUACCAAAUUGAGCUCCGGCAUAGGCGCAGGUGCACGCAGGAACAAAGCGUCCAUGCCGAUCGAAUACGACGAUCAAACCGCCGAUCCGUCAGCGACGCCCAUCAUCCGAUCCACGAAACGCACUGCACAAGAGAGCGAGGACGAUGAUGGCGCACUGCUCGACUCAAGUGUGCUUGGUUCCAAGUUCGGACGCGAUCGCACCAACCUUGUGGCACCACUCGCGCAGAAGUCGAAACUUACCGGUGGUCUCAAACCGAUGGUCGCUUGCACAGCAAACGGCGCGACAGAUGCUGGUGUGGGCAAGAAGAAAAAACGCAAGUUGCUGGGAGGCGGCGGCGCGGCAGGAGCGAUGCAGUGGAGUGACGCAGGUGGGCUGGCGCCUAACUUUGAUAUCCCGCUCGAACUAUCGCCUAUCAAGGGACCUAGCAAGGGUAAUGCGGGGGGAGCGGCUGCUUUCCUGACCGGAUUCGGGAUGCCUGCUCGGAACCCGUUAGCUUGA